UCAGUAUAAGUCAAGGACUUAAGAAGUUUCAAGGUUUGCAGAACCUUACAGCCCGUCUUCGCCAUCAAGACACUCUCUUCUUUCGGCUUUUCUGAGGUCUAAAGCUCCGUCAUCAUGUCCGACACAGAGGAUGUUGGGGUCGAGGAGCUCGAAGAAGGAGCUGAAGAGGUAGUAGAGGUAGAGGUAGCCCCAGAGGCAGCUCCUGAACCGGAGCCUGAGCCUGAGCCUGAGCAAGAACCAGAGCCAGUGCCAGAACCAGAGCCAGAGCCAGAAACACAGCCAGAACCAGAGCCAGAGCCAGAACCAGAGGUGCAUGAGGAAGAGGCCUAUGAAGAGGAAGAGGAGAAGCCCAAGUUCAAACCAAGUGCACCAAAGAUACCUGAUGGGGAAAAGGUGGACUUUGAUGACAUCCAGAAGAAGCGCCAAAACAAGGACCUCGUUGAGCUGCAGGCCCUGAUUGAUGCCCACUUUGAGUGCAGGAAGAAGGAAGAGGAAGAGCUUAUUGCCCUGAAAGAGAGAAUCGAGAAACGUAGGAAUGAGAGGGCAGAGCAGCAGAGGAUCCGUGCUGAGAAGGACAAGGAGCGUCAGGCAAGACGUGAGGAAGAGAGGCUGAGGAAGGAGGAGGCUGAUGUUAAGAAGAGGGCAGAUGAAGAUGCCAAGAAGAAGUCUGCCCUUUCUAGCAUGGGCUCCCAGUACAGCAGCUACCUGCAGAAGGCUGAUUCAAAGAGGGGAGGUAAGAAGCAAACUGAAAGAGAGAAGAAGAAGAAGAUUCUGGCAGACAGACGCAAGCCUCUGAACAUUGACCAUCUGAAUGAGGACAAGCUGAAGGAGAAAGCUAAAGAGCUGUGGGACUGGAUGUACCAACUGGAGGCUGAGAAGUUUGAGCACAUUGAGAAACUCAAGAGGCAGAAGUAUGAGGUUACUACCCAGCGUAUGAGAGUGGAGGAGCUCAGUAAAUAGUGAGUAACUGGAACUGUAGGAAGUUAAGGCUUUGGUCAGCAACAGGGACAUGGC
Molecule: messenger RNA, 1014 nt
Organism: Sinocyclocheilus grahami
Lineage: Eukaryota; Metazoa; Chordata; Actinopteri; Cypriniformes; Cyprinidae
Product: troponin T, fast skeletal muscle isoforms-like
Exons: 13
Coding region: 115-960 (281 amino acids)
Biological process (GO): muscle contraction; regulation of muscle contraction; sarcomere organization
Cellular component (GO): troponin complex
Molecular function (GO): troponin C binding; troponin I binding; tropomyosin binding
Source: RefSeq, a predicted model, not a curated record